GGGUAUUCGAAUGUACUGUUGUAGAUUUUUGAAACCUAAAAGAUGGUUUGUGUAACUUAGCGAUAAGCCGAACACCUGAGUUAAUAUCUGAAGUCUGAACUCAUUCAUGUUCUACGAAUUCCGUGAUCCUCGUUUGGUCCCUUUCACAGUUUGCGACUCGCAGCAUCACCAUCACCAUCAGCAUAACCAUAACCAUGCUCGGCGUUUCAACCUUUCAGCCACCGCAACUCAACCCUUCGUCACAUUCCACUUUCCGGCGUCUGAAACCCCAUUUUCCCUUCUCUUUCAGCCUCUCCCCUACAAACGGUGCCUCUUACCAUAGACCCCUCCGCAUUCACGCCAUCGACGCGGCCCAACUUUUCGACUACGAAUCCAAAGUGGCCCAACAGUUCCACGACGCUCAGAAACUGAAGAUUGCCGUAGUAGGCUUCGGGAACUUCGGGCAGUUCCUUGCCCGAACCCUCGUCAAUCAGGGCCACACCGUCUUGGCCCAUUCCCGCUCCGACUACACCAAGGUGGCACGCGAACUCGGCGUAACGUUCUUCCGAAACCCUCACGACUUGUGCGAGGAACACCCCGAAGUCAUCUUGCUCUGUUCCUCAAUAAUCUCAACGCAGCACGUGCUUCUCACGCUCCCUCUUCAGCGAUUGAAGCGUAGCACAUUGUUCGUCGACGUGCUUUCCGUUAAAGAGUUUCCCAAAAACCUUUUGCUGGAAAUGCUUCCCUCUGAUUUCGACAUUCUCUGUUCGCACCCCAUGUUUGGACCCGAGAGUGCCAGUAGAGGAUGGAGUGGCCUUCCUUUCGUCUUCGAAAAGGUUCGAAUUGGGAACGAGGAGCCCCGAAUUGCACGGUGUGAGAAGUUCCUUCACGUGUUCGCGAGAGAAGGGUGUAGAAUGGUGGAGAUGAGUUGUGCGGAUCAUGAUAGGUUUGCGGCGGGGUCGCAGUUCAUAACGCACACUGUUGGUAGGAUUUUGGAGAUGUUGACGGUGGAGUCAACUCCUAUUAAUACGAAGGGGUAUGAGUCUUUGUUGAAUUUGGUGGAGAACACUUGUGGGGAUAGUUUUGAUCUUUACUAUGGUUUGUUUAUGUUUAAUAAGAAUUCGUUGGAGAUGUUGGAGAGGUUGGAUUUUGCUUUCGAGGACUUGAGGAAACAGCUCAUUGGGCGUUUGCAUGGUGUUGUGAGGAAGCAGUUGUUUGAGAAUGCUGGAAAGGUGCAGUGUUUCCAAGAUACCUAUGCAGUACCGCAGGAUGUUCAGAAUGGAUCUGCACUGGUUCUGUCCUCCAAAGAUCAGAGAUCCUGUGAUGUUGCUAAAAUUGACAAAUACAAGUCAAACGGGUCCAGCCAAUCUGAUGACAACUUAAAGCUGAAGAUUGCAAUUGUUGGUUUUGGCAACUUUGGUCAGUUUCUUGCUAAAACUAUUGCCCGUCAUGGUCAUCAAGUGUUGGCAUACUCUAGAUCAGACUACUCUCAGGUGGCUCAGGAAUUAGGGGUUUCUUAUUUCAAUGAUGCUGAUGAUCUUUGUGAACAGCAUCCGGAAGUGAUUUUACUUUGCACUUCAAUCCUUUCCACGGAGAAAGUUCUUAAAUCGUUGCCUGUGCAGAGAUUGAAGAGAAGUACUUUGUUUGUUGACGUACUUUCUGUCAAGGAAUUUCCUAGAAACUUGUUUCUUCAACAUUUGCCACCUUAUUUUGAUGUUCUUUGCACUCAUCCUAUGUUUGGACCAGAGAGUGGAAAAAAUGGGUGGAAGGGUCUUCCUUUUGUUUAUGAUAAAGUUAGGGUGGGACGAGAUGAAUGUAGAACAUCGCGCUGUGAUCGGUUUCUUGACAUUUUUUCUAGCGAAGGGUGCCGAAUGGUUGAAAUGUCAUGUGCUGAACAUGAUUGUCAUGCAGCUGGAUCACAGUUUAUCACACAUACCACGGGAAGAUUUUUAGAAAAGCUGAAAUUGGAGGCAACACCAAUUGACACAAAGGGCUAUGAGACUUUGUUGAGUUUGGUGGAAAAUACUGCUGGGGAUAGUUUUGAUCUGUACUAUGGUUUGUUCUUGUAUAAUAUAAAUGCAAUGGAGCAGCUAGAAAAAUUCGAUCUGGCGUUUGAGUCAUUGAAGAAGCAGCUUUUUGACCGUCUGCAUGGUGUCUACCGAAAGCAAGUAUUUCAACAUGAAGAAAAGCUCCAUGAUUUGCCCGAGAGGUCUUUGUUACCUGAGAUAUCUGAAGAUAGUAAUGCAGUAUCAUCUUUUUCUAAUACUGUGGACACUAAAUGAAAACGAUUUUCCAGAUUUGCCUCUCAUUGCUUCCUGGAUUGGCACUUAAAGGGGAGCUCAUGUGUUCAUAUUUUGUGUCCCAUUGUUAUUUAUGGCUAUGAAUGUAGACUUGGAAGUUCUCAAUCUGAAGAGAGAUAAUCAAUGAGGAAACAGAGUUAUGAAUAUAUGAAAUAUGAAGAAUGUUUGAUCACUCUAGGAAUGAUUUUAGAAUGAAAAUAUUCACUUGUUGUUGUGCAUCUGAAGGCUAUAUAGGAUCUUUUAAACUGGUAUGAUCAUGCACAUUGCUGGUGUAAAAGAAUAUAUAAAGUUUAAACAGGAGACCGAGGAAACAAUGCUAAAAAUGCAAGAUUUUUUCCCCUCCUUUCUUUUUGAUAAAAGGCUGCUAUUCAUGCUUGCAGUACAUGGUCACCAAGAUUCUAUGUGCAGUAUGUAUCUUGGAUUUGGCAAAAUUAAUCUAUUUGAGAGGCCAAAGUGUGCAUAGUAUGAUUUCUAUCUCCAGUUGCUUGUCUCGGUGUGCGUGUGCGCGCUCAUCUCUACUUGUGUUUAUUGUUCUUUUUGGAAUAAUUCCUCAAUUAUGUAGUCGUCUUUUAUUUUAUUUUACAGAGGGCUUUAUCCCAUUUUUCUUUUAUCAAGCUGAACUAAUGGUUCUCUUGUUUCUAGUUUGUAUUCUGGUAGAAACGAAUUCAUGCUUUUUGAUAUACAUUAUAGCGAGUUAACUUGC
Abrus precatorius (Indian licorice) is the source of this 2982-nucleotide messenger RNA. Its product is annotated as arogenate dehydrogenase 1, chloroplastic. The record is from RefSeq and is a predicted model, not a curated record. NCBI's taxonomy places the organism in Eukaryota, Viridiplantae, Streptophyta, Magnoliopsida, Fabales, Fabaceae. Gene Ontology annotation, molecular function: NAD+ binding; arogenate dehydrogenase (NADP+) activity; prephenate dehydrogenase (NADP+) activity. The coding region runs from base 195 to 2261 and encodes 688 amino acids. Gene Ontology annotation, biological process: L-tyrosine biosynthetic process. The transcript has 3 exons.